AUGGGAUUACUAGGACAUCAUCAUGGACAUGGUGGUCCAGAACCACCUCAUAAACCAUCUCUCGGUGAGAAGAUCUUAGGACAUGUUCUAGGAAACAACCAUAACGGUGGUCCACAAGGUGGUCCAGGCGGUCCAGGUGGCGGGUAUGGUGGGCAAGGAGGCUUCAAUGGUCAGGGAGGACCAGGAGGUUAUCAAGGUGGUGGUGGACCAGGCUUCGGUGGUCCAGGUCAAGGUCAAGGCUACGGUGGUGGUGGUGGUGGUGGACCGGGAGGCUUUGGUGGUGGACCUGGUGGACCGGGUGGACAGGGCGGUUUCGGAGGUGGUGGACCUGGUGGAUAUGGCGGUGGACCCGGUGGACAAGGCGGUUUCGGAGGUGGACCCGGUGGUGGACCCGGUGGGCAGGGUGGAUUUGGAGGUGGACCAGGUGGUCACGGAGGCCACCAUGGUGGUGGUCCAGGUGGACAAGGUGGAUUCGGAGGUGGACCUGGACAAGGGGGACCAGGUGGUGGUGGUUUUGGGGGUGGUGGACCGGGAGGACCAGGUGGACCCGGCGGAAGAUGGUAA
This is a messenger RNA of Kwoniella botswanensis, 564 nucleotides long. RefSeq lists its product as uncharacterized. The coding region runs from base 1 to 564 and encodes 187 amino acids. The transcript has 3 exons. Lineage: Eukaryota; Fungi; Basidiomycota; Tremellomycetes; Tremellales; Cryptococcaceae. The record is from RefSeq and is a predicted model, not a curated record.